Messenger RNA from Paramuricea clavata, 423 nucleotides. Lineage: Eukaryota; Metazoa; Cnidaria; Anthozoa; Malacalcyonacea; Plexauridae. The record is from the annotation of a GenBank genome assembly.
AUGUUGCUAAACGAAAGCGAACCAGAAUCACUGGUAGAUUCAGGUGAUGUAAUAUCAGAAGGCAAGCUUGAAUCAAGGUGUACAUCUGCGUUACUUGAACCAGAUGUAAAUUUAUCCAGUGCCAGUUUUACCGUUUGCACUUCUUCUGAAAGUGAAAAUGAAAGUGAUGCAGAGUCUUCAUCAGAGAACAACGAUCACAAUUGGUUGACUUGUGCUGGCGAAUUAUCAUACCUGGUUGAAGAUCUCAAGAGGGCAUCAGAAUUAGUGGAUGAAGUAAAAAGUGAUACUUGUCCUGCGAUAGAAACUUUCUUGACCAAUGCUGAGGAACUAACACAACAAAUUUGUAGGAAUUCCAAUAAAAUCAGGAAAAUGAGCUUUGUUGAAGGAAAUGGAAGAAAAAAAGAGAGUUGCAGUGCCAAAUGA